AUGACAUAUACCGCCUCCAUAGAGGGUCAAGAGCCCAUGGGCUCUUCCAAGGAGACAGAGAAGGAGGUCAGGGAGGAUUUGGGAGAAAUGACUUCCGAGGCCAUCAUUGCUGAAGCGCUUGCCUCUGCCCCUCGAAAUGCCCUCCUCCGACAUCCUCUCCUUCGCAAACCCUACUUGAUAGCCUAUGUCCUCUUUGCGCUCUUCUUCUACCUCCCUUACUGGACCCUUCUUUACCUGUCCCCCGCGAACCGUCCGCGCGCAUCAUGGACGCUUCAGCGGUGUCUGAGGGUGAGAUGGUCUAGGGCUCUAUGUGCUUUGGUAGCGCGAUGCGAGGUGGACUACCUCGGUCGGGACUUGAAUCUAGACCUGGACCCCCUCCGACUGUCCCACUCCCACCCACUCGACAUCCCUCCUGCACCCCCUACUCACCUGGUUGGACACCCCGCCGAGACUCUGGCCGAGCUACAUCGGACCCGAGGUGCCUGGAUCCCAAAGAUGGUACAUCGUUCUAACCCCGAUGCUGAGGCGGCGUGGGGACGAUGGAAUGACGUCGGCGAUAGGCAGAAGGAGUAUGGGUUUGAGGCGGUCAAGGGGUUCUGGUUCGCUGGAACCAAAGAGAGACCUACCAGCUCGCUACCACCCCGCCAACCCGGCGAUCCCGUCGGUAUCCAUUUCCACGGUGGUGGCUACCUCUGCGGUACAGCGGCCGAAACGGAUCUCACCUCUUCCAUCGCCAAAGCCCUCGUCGCGCACUCACCCAUCCAUCAUAUCCUUGCGGUCGACUAUCGGCUCGCACCCACUUCCCCAUGGCCCCUCCCCCUGCUCGACGCGAUAUCCUCAUACCACUACCUCGUCCACGUCGAAGGGGUCCCCGAGGGGGAUAUCAUACUCAUCGGAGACUCCGCAGGCGGACAUCUCGCCCUCGCCCUCACGCGCUGGCUUCGGGAUUCCGGCGCCCAGCUCGGCUACUCUGGCCCGAAAGGCCUGGUCUUGCUUUCUCCAUGGGUCGACGUAGGCUUCACAACCGCCUGGGGAGAAGGGAAAUACCAUAACGCCUCUUCGGACCUGAUCGACGAUUCAUUUGGCCCAUUCGCUACUUCGCUCCUCCUUCGAGCGCUCCCGCCAUCCCUCAUGCACACAUCGGAGUACCUCUCCCCCGCCUCGCUGCUUAUCCCUUCACACCCCCGGACAUUCGCAGACUUCCCCCCGUGCUACGUCGUCCACGGCACGGCGGAGCGGCUGUCUACAUCCAUCGAGACAUUCUGGUCGCGCCUGCAACUCUCGCGCAAGGCGGACGAGGCGAGGAAGGGCCGACCCGCGUCCACCCCGGAUAAGCACACCGAGGGCGUGGAUUGCGUACAUGAUUUCAUGAUCUUUCCGUGGCAGUCCGAGGAGGCCGCCGAGGUGUAUGCGGAUAUGGACGUCUGGCUCCGAGACUUGCUGUCGGACGACGCGGGCAGCUCGGGCAGCGUGACACCUACUGAUAGCGCGGACGCUAUCACUCUAUCGCCCGAAAUACUCGCGAUGAGUCCGGACCUCAAGGCAGGUAGUCCAAGAUGGGAUCCGACCCGAUCACCCCUCCUCUCUUCGCAUACAGUAGCUCCUCAUCCGUGGUCCAAGAGGGAACGCCGCGCCUCGAGGCAAAGCCUCAAAUCACUCCGGAGUCCGAGUAUGGGCCCGACGCACCCAGGCGUGGGGAGCAUGAUGGGCGAUAUGAGGAGUGAGGCGUGGGGAUAUAUGAACCUCCCGAGCCUGGAUCUGGAUCUGAUCAGUCCCUUGGUCGGGCAGGUAGAGGGUGGGGAGUGGGAUUGGGGGGCGGGAGAGGGAGUGGGGGAGAAUGAGAGUGGAGAAGAAGGGGCACGGAAGGGAACAGGCGAGAGAGGAUGGUAUGAUGUGCAUGAGGAAGAUGGGGAAGGGGGUCACCGGGAAGGUGAGAAGGUGCAGGGGGAGAGUAGGAAAGAACGGUGA
Messenger RNA from Dioszegia hungarica, 1968 nucleotides. RefSeq names its product Alpha/Beta hydrolase protein. The record is from RefSeq and is a predicted model, not a curated record. The coding region runs from base 1 to 1968 and encodes 655 amino acids. NCBI's taxonomy places the organism in Eukaryota, Fungi, Basidiomycota, Tremellomycetes, Tremellales, Bulleribasidiaceae. Gene Ontology annotation, molecular function: hydrolase activity. The transcript is spliced from 4 exons.